AUGGAAAAGGAAAAUGCAACAUUGCUGACAGAGUUUGUCCUCACAGGACUUACACACAAACCAGAGUGGAAAAUCCCCCUAUUCCUGCUGUUCUUGGUGACAUAUCUCAUCACUAUGGCAGGGAACCUUGGUCUUAUUGCUGUCAUCUGGAAUGACCCUCACCUUCACAUUCCUAUGUACUUACUUCUUGGGAGUUUAGCCUUUGUAGAUGGGUUAUCAUCCUCAGUGAUGCCAAAAAUGCUAAUCAACUUGUUAACUAUGAGCAAGACAAUCUCUCUCUCUGAAUGCAUGCUGCAAUUUUUUUCCUUUGGAACCAGUGCAACCACAGAAUGCUUUGUCUUGGCAGUCAUGGCUUAUGAUCGCUAUGUAGCCAUAUGCAAGCCUCUAUUUUAUCCAGUCAUUGUGACCAAUAGACUAUGUGUACGACUAUUGCUUUUGUCAUUUGUUGGUGGCUUUCUUCAUUCCUUGUUUCAUGAAAGUUUUUUAUUGAGGUUAACAUUCUGUAAUUCCAAAAUAAUUUAUCACUUUUAUUGUGAUAUCAUACCAUUGUUAAAGAUUUCCUGUACUGAUCCUUCUAUUAAUUUUCUAAUGCUUUUUAUUUUUUCUGGUUCAAUUCAAGUAUUCACCAUUUUGACUGUCCUCACGUCUUAUUCAUUUGUCCUUUUUACAAUUUUAAAAAAGAGGUCUAUCAAAAAUAAAGCCUUCUCCACUUGUGGGGCCCAUCUCUUAUCUGUGUCUUUGUACUAUGGGACUCUUCUCUUCAUGUAUGUGCGCCCUACAUCUCCACAAGCAGAUGAUCAAAAUAUGAUGGACUCUUUGUUUUAUACUGUCUUAAUUCCUGUGUUAAAUCCCAUUAUUUACAGUCUGAGAAAUAAGCAGGUUCUUGAUUCAUUCACAAAAACAUUAAAGAGAAAUAUUUAG
Molecule: messenger RNA, 921 nt
Organism: Castor canadensis (American beaver)
Lineage: Eukaryota; Metazoa; Chordata; Mammalia; Rodentia; Castoridae
Product: olfactory receptor 5H8-like
Biological process (GO): G protein-coupled receptor signaling pathway
Cellular component (GO): membrane
Molecular function (GO): olfactory receptor activity; G protein-coupled receptor activity
Source: RefSeq, a predicted model, not a curated record